Messenger RNA from Cokeromyces recurvatus, 2406 nucleotides. RefSeq names its product ribonucleoside-diphosphate reductase large subunit. The transcript has 3 exons. The record is from RefSeq and is a predicted model, not a curated record. Gene Ontology annotation, molecular function: ATP binding; ribonucleoside-diphosphate reductase activity, thioredoxin disulfide as acceptor. Gene Ontology annotation, biological process: DNA replication; deoxyribonucleotide biosynthetic process. Gene Ontology annotation, cellular component: ribonucleoside-diphosphate reductase complex. NCBI's taxonomy places the organism in Eukaryota, Fungi, Mucoromycota, Mucoromycetes, Mucorales, Mucoraceae. The coding region runs from base 1 to 2406 and encodes 801 amino acids.
AUGUUUGUUAUCAAAAGAGACGGUCGUAAAGAAAAAGUUGCAUUCGAUAAGAUUACUGCAAGAAUUAACAAGCUUAGUUAUGGCCUAGAUACAAACUAUGUUGACCCUGUCAAAGUAACUCAAAAGGUCAUUUCCGGUGUCUAUGAAGGUAUCACUACUACAAUGCUUGAUACUUUAGCAGCUGAAACUGCUGCUUAUAUGACGGUAUCACAUCCUGAUUAUGCUAUCCUUGCUGCGCGUAUCGCUGUUUCCAAUUUACACAAAGAAACACAAAAGGCCUUUUCUGAUGUAAUUCAUGCCUUGUAUACCUACGUUAAUCCUAGAAAUGGUAAACUCUCCCCUAUGAUUUCCGACACUAUUUAUAAAAUUGUGAUGGAUAACGCUGAACGUUUGAACUCUGCUAUUAUUUAUGAUCGUGAUUUCAACUUUAAUUUCUUUGGCUUUAGAACUCUUGAACGUUCUUAUCUUUUACGUAUUAAUGGCAAGAUCGCUGAAAGACCUCAACAUUUGAUUAUGCGUGUUGCUGUUGGUAUUCAUGGUGAAGACAUUGAUGCAGCUAUCGAGACCUACCAUCUUAUGUCUCAAAAGUAUUUCAUUCAUGCCAGUCCCACUCUUUUCAAUGCCGGUACCCCUCGUCCUCAACUCUCCUCUUGUUUCCUUAUUACACCUAAAUCAGACUCUGUCGAAGGCAUCUUUGAGACUCUCAAGAUUUGUUCCAAGAUUUCCAAGAGUGCAGGUGGUAUUGGUAUCAACGUGCAUGACAUUCGUGCCACGGAUUCCUAUAUUGGAGGCUGUAACGGUGAAGCUCAUGGUUUAUUGCCCAUGCUUAAGGUCUUUAACAGUACAGCUCGUUACGUUGAUCAAGGUGGUAACAAACGUCCUGGUGCCUUUGCCAUCUAUCUUGAACCCUGGCAUCCUGAUAUCAUGAUGUUCAUGGAUCUUCGCAAGAACUUUGGUCGUGAUGAGAUCAGAGCCAGAGAUAUGUUCUACGCCCUCUGGAUCCCUGAUCUCUUUAUGAAACGUGUUGAAGAAAACGGUAAUUGGUCUCUCUUCUGUCCUCAUGAGGCCCCCGGUUUGGCUGAUGUCUGGGGCGAUGAAUUUGAAGCUCUCUAUAUGAAAUAUGAGAAGAUGGGUAUCGCUCGUGAAACGAUGCCCGCUCAAAAGCUUUGGUUCCAUAUCUUGGAGGCUCAAACCGAGACCGGUAACCCCUUCUUACUUUAUAAGGAUGCCUGUAAUCGUAAGAGUAAUCAGCAAAACUUGGGUACCAUCCGAUGCAGUAACCUGUGUACUGAGAUCGUUGAAUAUUCUAGUCCCGAUGAAGUCGCUGUCUGUAACCUUGGUUCCCUUGCUUUACCCUCCUUUAUUGAGAAUGGUGUCUAUGACUUUAAGAAACUUCAUCAGGUGACUAAGGUAUUGACGAAGAAUUUGAACAAGGUGAUUGAUGUCAACUUUUAUCCCGUUCAAGAGGCCUAUAACUCCAAUAUGCGUCAUCGACCUAUCGGUUUAGGUGUUCAAGGUUUAGCGGAUGCCUUUAUCUUGAUGAAGUAUCCCUUCGAAUCCCCCGAGGCAAGAAAGUUGAACUUGCAAAUCUUUGAAACCAUCUACCAUGCCGCCCUCGAGGCCUCCUGUGAACUCGCCGAGAAAUUAGGUCCCUAUUCCACUUAUGAGGGAUCCCCAGUCUCUAAGGGUAUCCUGCAAUACGAUAUGUGGAACGUGACCCCUACUGACCUCUGGGAUUGGGAUACACUCAAGGCCAAGAUUGCUAAACAUGGUGUUCGUAACUCCCUCCUUCUCGCUCCUAUGCCUACCGCCUCUACCUCCCAAAUCCUUGGUUUCAAUGAAUGUUUCGAACCCUAUACCUCUAAUAUCUACAUGCGUCGUGUGUUAUCAGGUGAAUUCCAAAUUGUCAAUCAAUGGUUAAUGAAGGACCUAGUCCGACUUGGACUUUGGAAUGAUAAGGUCAAGAACAAGAUCAUGAACGACAACGGAUCUGUACAGAACGUACCUGAGAUCCCUGAUGAUCUCAAGCGACUUUACAAGACGGUUUGGGAAAUCUCUCAACGUACGAUUAUUGACUUGGCAGCUGAUCGUGGUGCGUUCAUUGAUCAAAGUCAAAGUAUGAACUUAUUUGUGGGUAAACCUAACAUGGGUCGUUUGACCUCCAUGCACUUUUAUGCUUGGAAGAAGGGUUUAAAGACAGGUCAAUAUUAUCUUCGUAUUCGUCCUGCUGUCGAUGCUAUUAAAUUUACUGUGGAUCAAACUGUAGUUGAAAACUAUGAAAAGGAAUCAACUGAACAAAAAUCAGAAGAAAAUGGCAAGAAGACUGAAAAGGGCAAUGAUACUACUAUAAAAAGUAAAAUUCCUGUAGUUUGCGAUGAUGAAGUGUGUGUCAGUUGUAGUGCUUAG